CGCCCGAUUGCUUAUUUUGCGUAAGAUCAGCAACCAUGAUGGACAGCAUCGACAUCAGCAAGGCGACAGGCCUACUCGGUGAGAUUCGCAAGAUUAUCGUACAUCAAGACGAGCUCAUUCGUCAAAAACAGAUGGACAUCGAGGACUUACAACGAGAACGAGACGGUCUUAGACAGCAAGUGGUACAGUUGACCAUCCAAUUGGAGUCCUCACAUACUAAUGCGCGAAUCGAGUCGCCGACUGCGGCGGUAGGCGGAGUACAAAAGGCGACAAGCAAGCUGAUUGAACGUGCGGCAUUUACGCGACAAUCAGCAAGUCUGAGAGACGUCGACGUCAAGUGUAGAGUACAGGACUACGAGCGGAGAACGAGCAAAGACCUCGAGCAGCUCCUCAACGGUCACCGAUGCGGCAGCACAAGCACACACGAGGUUGAAAAUCAACUCGGGAGGUCUGACGACGAGGGUGAUGAUGACGUGAGCGAGCUACGUGAGUUUCGCCGCAAGUCCGAUGCCACGCCUCCUAGCAACCGCAUAGGUGGGCAUGUGCGACGGCACACUGUAGCACACCGUCCUCCUGAGCGUCGCCUGUUCACCAGCUCAGGAAGGAGGCGGAGGAUGACGCAGCGACGUGCGAAAUUGCCACCAGUCAAUAGAAACAGCAGCACUUGGGAAGGUGCCUACAUUCUCUCGCCGGACAUGGAAGUUAGAAUCCGCGAGAAAAUAUUAUCCGAGCUGAGCAAGAAGUAUGGAGACAAGGACAGGAUUUCUAAAGCAGCGGUUGUGAUUCAGACCUCGUUUAGAGGGUACAUGCUCAGGAAGCAUUUGUGUCUAAUCAAAGCAAUGCCAUUCAGGCGGAGAACUCCGUCGAUUGCUAACUUCUUGCUUGAUAUUUCCAACCAUCAUCCUGCUCCGAGUCUUCUCCGGUCUUCCUCUGCUUGCUCACCGCACGGGCUUUGUGCUUCACAAGACAGAGUGAGACGAGCGAGGUCGACGACUCCUCCCAGGUCAAUGGCUUCACCAAUUCAUGAAGCCUCUAGUACAGAAACGGAUGGACAAGUGUCAAACACGAAGGAAAAAGUGAUUGAAAUAGUUACCAUCAAGCCUUCCGUCAUUGUAGAAAACGCGUUUGGAGAUGACACAAGUCGGGAACUGACUCCGUUUGAUGGUUUGGGUGUAAGAGGAGAGGACUCAACGAGCGUUAGUUCUGCAUUCAGUGAAAGCACGGUUGAUUCGACAGGACAGAGUAGGAUUAUUGAGUCAGAGAUGUCACUGGAUUCGAAUGACCAUCAUGUUCAUCUGCCUCAAGUGAUCGUUCAGAGACGAGGUGAAGGUCGAACACAGCAAGAGAGAUUGUAUCAAAUGGGCAUCAACCAUUUUAACAGGAACCCCAAUAAAGGCAUCUUAUUUUUGGUGUCAGAACAGUUGUUGGAGGAUUCCCCGUAUGAUGUUGCCAACUUUUUGCUGACAUCGAAAGGUUUGAGCAAGCUCAGGAUCGGAGAAUACCUUGGUGAUCAGAAUGAAUUCAAUGUGGCAGUGCUGCAUGAAGUAUCAAACAUGAUUGAUCUGAAAGGUCUUUCAUUUGUUGCUGCUUUGAGAAAAUUUCAAUCUCACUUCAUACUUCCUGGCGAGGCUCAGAAGAUAGACCGUAUAAUAGAGGCGUUUGCUGUUUCAUUUUCGUUCACUAAUCAUGGUUGUGUGAGCACUCAAAAAGACACUAUCUUUAUUUUGGCUUUCUCAACUAUCAUGUUGAACACUGAUUUGCACAACCCAAGUGUUAAACGUCGUAUGACAAAGGAGGACUUUGUUAAGAACAACAGAGGUAUUGAUAAUGGGAAGGACUUGUCAAAGUUCUUGCUUGAGAAUGUGUAUGAAAGCAUCAAGUCAGAGCCUUUGAGUGCAGCUGAAGACCACUGCAGUCAAGUAGCUCAGAUUGAGAAACAAAUAUCAGGAUUGGCAAUUAAACUUGCAGCCCCACAUCGACAGUUGAUACAGAUGAACCAAGUCAAUGAGGUUUUAGAUCCAUUUAAGAAGCAAGCCAACAGUGCUCAUCCACGUGUGGUUUAUCUCUUUAACGAUCUUCUUCUGCUUGUAAAGGAAAACGCGCGGCGUAGCCCCUACAAAUACCAUGUCAAACAUUGUGUGGCUCUCUGUGGACUGACAGUGAAGGAAUUUCAAAACACCAAUUUCAAACAUGGGGUCACAUUGGAAUCAACAUACAAAAAACUUCAUCUCAGUGUAUCUACUAGUAAACAAAGAGAGAUGUUUGUUUCUGACCUCCAAGAGGUUCUUAUUGAGGUUGAAGACAUGGAAAGUGAGAGAUUAGCGGAAAUGGAGACACUUGCUCCUCCAUUAGCUAGAUCUCGGCGACGAGGCACGGGACUCACAAGAACUGAUGACUGGUCAAACCAAAGUGCAGAAAACAGGAGAAAGUCAUCAGUCAGUCUCAGCCCUUACCUGCCUCGCCGAUCCUCAUCUUACAGUGCAGUUUCGAUAUCAUUAGAUGACAUUGGUGUAAUUUCAAGAAGCAGCAUCCAUUCAGAUCAAGAUUCACUCGAGCAGAAUAUGAGUCUCGCCACUCUACGUUCUCGAUCAGACUCUCCCACUCCCUCGACGAAUAGCAGGUUGAGCUUAUCCAACGUGAGCAAUGGUAGCAGUAGAAGGGGAUUUCUCAGAUGGAAAAAGAAAGAUAAAUCAUAACUAAGACUGUACGUUGGCAAGAUCAAUGGCCCUAUUAUUUUUUGAAAAACUGGUUACACUUUCAUUGCAGUCGUAGAGCACUAUGAGCUGAGACUAGUAGAUUAAUUAACAUACAAUUACUGAAUUUUUCUGGUGUGUAUUGACUUGUUAAAUUUUGUGCUGUAGAUUCAACUCGAAA
This is a messenger RNA of Corticium candelabrum, 2874 nucleotides long. RefSeq names its product IQ motif and SEC7 domain-containing protein 3-like. Gene Ontology annotation, molecular function: guanyl-nucleotide exchange factor activity; protein binding. Gene Ontology annotation, biological process: regulation of ARF protein signal transduction. The record is from RefSeq and is a predicted model, not a curated record. The transcript is spliced from 14 exons. The coding region runs from base 36 to 2696 and encodes 886 amino acids. Lineage: Eukaryota; Metazoa; Porifera; Homoscleromorpha; Homosclerophorida; Plakinidae.